AUGCAUGAGAUCCUGACGAUCCAGCUUGGCCACCGUGCGAACUACGUCGCCACUCAUUUCUGGAACACACAGGAAUCCUACUUUACGUAUGACAGCACUCAAGCUUCCCCUGUUGACCAUGAUGUACAUUUCCGUCCUGGUAUCGGAGCAAGGGGAGAGGAGACAUACACGCCAAGGACCUUGAUUUAUGAUCUUAAGGGCGGCUUUGGGGGUUUAAGGAAAUGGGGGGGCUUGUAUGACCAGCAGAUCAGCGGAGAUGGAGGGGUUGAACAAGGGAAAGGCGUUUGGGAUGGCAAUGUUGUUUUGCAUCAAGAUCCUGGCAUUGAGCAAUCUGAGUUCCAACGAAGCCUCGACGAAGGCGUUCCUAGUGCACAGAAAUUAAGUACCGAGACCGUAAGAUACUGGUCAGAUUUCAAUCGCGUAUUCUACCAUCCGCGAUCAAUAGUGCAAAUCAACGAUUACGAGCUAGGUUCCACACUUAUGCCAUUCGAGAAAUGGGAAAGUGGUGAAGAACUUUUCGCGAGCAUGGAUAGGGACGUGGACUUGCUAGAUCGAGACGUGAGAGUCUGGGCUGAGGAGUGCGAUCAGAUGCAGGGCAUCCAGGUAUUUACAGGUGGAGAUGAUGCAUGGAGCGCCUUUGCAGCCAAAUACGUCGAGAGCUUGAGAGACGAGUUCGGGAAGGUGUCGAUAUGGACAUGGGGGUUUGAAGAAGAGCAGGGCAAAGGGCAGAAAGCCAAGCAACUGCUAAGGACCGUCAAUGCCGCGAGAAUGAUCAGCGAGAUGUCGACGCAUGCAUCUAUGUACAUUCCAUUAUCAAUACCAUCGACACAACUCCCACAGUAUGUACACUUUGACCGGACUUCGCAAUGGCAUACCUCAGCACUCCUCUCGGCUGCAUUGGAAAGUAUUACACUGCCGACAAGACUAAGGCAUGACACCCAGAAGCGCGGGUUUCUUGAUAACCUGGAGGGAGCGUUGAAUGUUCAUGGGAAUCACCGGAUUGCCCAGCUGCGGUGCAGCAUGCUCGAUCCCGAAACCGCGCCGCUCGUAAUUGCAACCACCAAUGGGACUACUGAUGAUAGAGCGCCAUCAGCAAAUAACGGCACUCUGGUCGAAGAGGACGGAUUGAAGCUCGCUGAGCCAAGACUGGACAUGGACCUUUCGUGUUGUAACGCUCGAUCCCCAUCUCCGUUUGCUACUCAGCACGAUGUAUCGGACCAUGUCUUUGGUGUCGUGGAAACUACGAGGACAAAGGUUGAAGCAGCCAGAGAUGAAGAAGCGGAGGAAGGCGAGAUCACUUACGCACGAAAACGAAGGCGAUUUGCUGGUCUGCCAGUCAUCGAAAGGUAUCACUCCUCGCUUGAGUGUCCAAUCCUCGAUAGCUUCCCGCCAAUCUUGUCGUUCUCGCCGGGUCUCACCCAAGUUGCGGUUCACACCUCGCUUUCAACCACAUCGGGGAUCUCUAACCGAGUCAAAGCUCUCCAAAGGGUGGUCAGCAGGAUGGCAAAUCUUGACGAGCGCGAGACACUUUCUAACGGCCUUGGCCAGAUCAGCGAAGCAUACGAGAAUGGCUGGCACAGUGGAAGCGACGAGAGCGACGACUGA
Molecule: messenger RNA, 1605 nt
Organism: Letharia columbiana
Lineage: Eukaryota; Fungi; Ascomycota; Lecanoromycetes; Lecanorales; Parmeliaceae
Exons: 5
Coding region: 1-1605 (534 amino acids)
Biological process (GO): mitochondrion distribution
Cellular component (GO): cytoplasm
Source: RefSeq, a predicted model, not a curated record